AUGGAGAAGUCUGCUCCAGCUGCGACGGGCGAAGCGCAAGAAGGGGGCAAUUAUAGCUUUGGAUAUGAAGACAACCUGCCGGACGAGUUGAAGAAAGGCUUUACACCCUUCGAUAAGAAAGAUAUGCAUCGUAUGGGCAAGAAACAGGAGUUCAGGAGAAACUUCAAAAUGGUAUCUGCCAUUGGUUUCACAACCUGUGUCAUGGGCACCUGGGAAAUCGCUUUGACUUCGAACAAUGCAGCAUUGACCGCGGGUGGGAAAGCUGGCUACUUCUGGUCGUUGGUAUGGUGUGCCAUCGGCCAGGCGUUCAUCGUCCUCUCGAUUGCAGAGAUGGCUUCAAUGGCACCAACGGCUGGAGGACAAUACCAUUGGGUCUCGGAAUUCGCGCCUCCACGCAUUCAGAAAUCGCUGAGUUAUAUCUCAGGAUGGCUGUCCACAAUCUGCUGGCAGAGCAUCAUCGCUGCCGGUUGUUGGGUUAUUGGCAACAUCAUCCUGGCUCUGGCAUCGAUUAACAAUGUGGAUUUUGCCCCAACACUCUGGCAAGCCACCCUCAUUAUAUUCGCCGUGGUUAUCGCCAUAUCCCUCUUCAACAUCUUCGCUGCAAAGCAAUUGCCCUUGGCAGAAGGUCUUUUCGCCCUGUUCCAUAUCUUGGCCUGGUUCCCAAUCGUGAUCACCCUCUUAGUGCUUUCACCCAAGGAUUCCGGCCGAAACGUGUUCCUCACGUUCACUGACAAUGGUGCGGGAUGGCCAAACUUGGGCUGGGGUGCGUUUGUUGGACAAGUGUCAGCGAUGUGGACUUUGAUCGCUUCCGACUCCGUCGCCCAUAUGUCCGAGGAAGUCGAGAAUGCCAGUGUCAUCGUCCCGCGCAGUAUGGUGAUCGCCUAUGCCUUAAACGUCCCAUUCGCCUUUGGUAUCAUCCUCACCUACCUCUUCUGCCUGGAUAGCAUCGACGACGCAGUCACAGACCCGACGGGCUUCGCGUUCAUCUACGUCUUCAAGAAAGCUACCAACAGCGCUGGAGGCGCAUCCGGCCUUACCGUUAUCAUUCUAGUCCUGAUGGUCAUGAUCACCAUCAGCUCGCUCGCCUCCACCUCUCGACAGACAUUCGCCUUCGCACGCGACAAGGGGCUGCCCUUCCAUAACUGGCUUGGGCACGUCCACCCGAGGCUCCAUGUUCCCGUCAACUCGAUCAUCUUUUCCUGCACCUACACGAUCCUCAUUUCCCUCAUCAAUGUCGGUUCGACCGUCGCAUUCUUCGCCAUCGUAUCGCUCGGCACCUCCGCGCUCAUGGCCACGUAUUUGAUCUCUAUCGGGUGCGUCGCGUACCGCCGGUUCACUGGGAUGCCGCUCCCGAAGGCGCGCUGGUCCCUGGGGAAAUGGGGGAUCGUCGUCAACUACCUGGGAAUUAUCUAUGCGUCGUGGGCGCUGUUCUGGGGGUUCUGGCCCACAUUUAAGGGCGUGACUCCGGAGAACUUCAACUGGGCCGUUGUUCUAUUCGUGGGGCUCAUGUUGAUAGCUGCCAUUCUGUACUUCGUGCAAGCGCGGCACGUGUACGAAGGCCCUGUCUCCACGGUUGAAGGCCGUCGCCGGGACGAAUAA
This is a messenger RNA of Eremomyces bilateralis CBS 781.70, 1599 nucleotides long. RefSeq names its product putative amino acid transporter. Gene Ontology annotation, cellular component: membrane. Gene Ontology annotation, biological process: transmembrane transport. Gene Ontology annotation, molecular function: transmembrane transporter activity. Lineage: Eukaryota; Fungi; Ascomycota; Dothideomycetes; Eremomycetales; Eremomycetaceae. Bases 1 to 1599 code for a protein of 532 amino acids. The transcript is spliced from 7 exons. The record is from RefSeq and is a predicted model, not a curated record.